Messenger RNA from Fusarium graminearum PH-1, 318 nucleotides. RefSeq lists its product as uncharacterized. The coding region runs from base 1 to 318 and encodes 105 amino acids. Lineage: Eukaryota; Fungi; Ascomycota; Sordariomycetes; Hypocreales; Nectriaceae. The record is from RefSeq and is a predicted model, not a curated record. The transcript has 3 exons.
AUGGAUAGGCCGAAGAUUGCAUUGGAAGCAAUCAUCAUUCUGGGUACGGGCACUUUCGGACUCCAGUGGUUCAAUGGCGGGGGUGCCUUGGCCUGGGAAGUGGAGGUGGGGCACAGCAGACAGGCGGGAGAUUCCUUAAGGUACACUGUAUCAAAGUACCUGUGGCGGCUGGACUUUCUCAUGACCGUCAAAGUACCUAGCAGAGUACUGCUAUCGAUCAAACUCGUGCUGUUUUCCAAUGAACCAACACAUCAUCAUAAACUCAAUUCAACCGUCAACAACAAUAACACAUUCUCAAAAGGGGCUGAGGUUUAUUGA